AUGUGGACGCUUCUGGGAAAGAGGAAUGCCUUCUCUGCUAUCAUGACAACCCUCCCGGUUGGUCCCGGUGCACCUCAGAUGGAACAGGCUGCAUCUUUUCGCUCCUACGUGUGGAAAGGGAUGCAGGAGAAGUUCUUGAGAGGGGAACCUAAAGUCCUUGGGGUUGUCCAGAUAUUGACUGCAUUAAUGAUCCUCUCUUUGGGAAUAAUAAUGAUGUGUGUCUCCUUCACAUUUUAUGGACCAAAUCCUGUUUCAGUCUACAUGGGGUACUCAGUGUGGGGGCCAGUGAUGUUCAUUCUAUCAGGUGCCUUUUCAAUUGCAGCUGCAAAUAGAACUUCAAAAGGUCUGGUUCAAGGAAGCCUAGGGCUGAAUAUCACCAGUUCAGUCAUGUCUGCCACAGGCAUCAUAAUGACUGCGGUCAGCUUGAGUGUUUACUCAUUCUAUUAUCCUCAUUGUGACAGUGGACAUCCACCAGGAAACUGUGACAUGAUCGUGACCAUCUUAACAGGCAUGGAUGCCAUCGUGCUCCUUCUCAGUGUGCUGGAGUUCGCUAUCACUGUGUCCCUCUCCGCCUUUGGAUGCAAAGUAACCUGUUGUAACCCUGGUGGGAUUGUGUUAGUCAUGCCCACAAAUCCUCAUGCGGCAGAAGCAGCACUUCCUACAUCACCGGCAGAAGAUUCAGAGCCUCAAACGAAACACCAGAAAUAUCUUCCAGAAUAUUCGUCUUGA
This is a messenger RNA of Elephantulus edwardii (Cape elephant shrew), 729 nucleotides long. RefSeq names its product membrane-spanning 4-domains subfamily A member 4A-like. The coding region runs from base 1 to 729 and encodes 242 amino acids. The record is from RefSeq and is a predicted model, not a curated record. NCBI's taxonomy places the organism in Eukaryota, Metazoa, Chordata, Mammalia, Macroscelidea, Macroscelididae. Gene Ontology annotation, cellular component: membrane; Golgi apparatus. The transcript is spliced from 7 exons.